Molecule: messenger RNA, 1854 nt
Organism: Phragmites australis (common reed)
Lineage: Eukaryota; Viridiplantae; Streptophyta; Magnoliopsida; Poales; Poaceae
Exons: 3
Coding region: 72-1613 (513 amino acids)
Molecular function (GO): acetylglucosaminyltransferase activity
Source: RefSeq, a predicted model, not a curated record
GGAGAUAUAAGUCUCUGUCCUAAAUUUGGGGAUACGAGAAAGGUCGCAACAAAAUUCAAUCGCCGUUGGAGAUGCUCCAUCGCAUCAGUUGCCACGUCCCCGCCGUGGCGGACGUCUUCUCCGACGCCGACGUUAAGAACGCGAGGUGGAGCUGGCUCCGGCGCUCUCUGUACGCGCUCAUGCUCCUCUCCCUCUCAUACUUCGCCUACUUCGCUUUAUUCUCCCGGAACAGUGUCGACGGCGACCUCUUGCGAUGCCCGUUUUGCGAGCCUCUUCCUCCUCCUCCUGCGCCCGCCGCCGCCAUUGCCACUCGUUCGCCGACUACUCUCGCCCACAUUGUCUUCCUCAUCGGCGCGUCCAACGCCACGUGGGGGAAGCGCCGGGUGUACACCAGCCUGUGGUGGCGGCCGGGGGCAAUGCGUGGUCACGUCUGGCUCGACGAGGAGCCCUCCGGCCACUGGCGCCCGGCCUGGCCACCCUACCGCGUGCUGAGGCCGAACGUGGCGCGGUUCGGCAAGGAACACGCCGCCGCGGCGCGGAUGGUGCAGGCGGUGGUCGAGGCCUACGAAACGGCCGAGGCCGCGAGGCGGGAAGAGGGCGCCAGCGAGGUGCGCUGGCUGGUCAUGGGCGACGACGACACGGUGUUCUUCCCGGAGAACCUGGUGGCCGUGCUGGACAAGUACGACCACCGGGAGAUGUACUACGUCGGGUCGUCCUCCGAGAGCGUGGGCCAGAACGUGGCGCACUCGUACAGCAUGGCGUUCGGCGGCGGCGGGUACGCCAUCAGCUACCCGGCCGCCGCGGCGCUCUCCAGGAUCAUGGACGGCUGCCUCGACCGCUACAAUGACCUGUACGGCAGUGAUCACCGCGUGCAGGCCUGCCUCGCCGAGAUCGGCGUGCCGCUGACCAGAGAGCCCGGUUUCCACCAGCUGGACCUGAAGGGCCACGUGUACGGCCUCCUCGCGGCGCACCCGGUCGCGCCACUGGUGUCGCUGCACCACGUCGACCGCCUCAAUCCGAUCUCCCCGAACUCGCUCAAGCGACUGCACGCGGUCAGGUCCCUCGUCGAUGCGUCCCGCCGCGACCCGACCCGCACGCUGCAGCAGUCCAUCUGCUACUGGCGCUCGCGCAAUCGGUUCACCCUCUCCGUGUCCGUCUCCUGGGGCUACAUGGUCCACCUCUACCCGUCCGCCGUCCCGCCGCACGAGCUGCAGACGCCGCUCCGCACGUUCCGCGCAUGGUCCGGGUCGCCGGAGGGGCCGUUCACGGUGAACACGAGGAACGCGACGGCGCUGCCGUGCCACCGGCAGCCCAUCAUGUUCUACCUGGACCGUGUCACGGAGGAGCCAUCGGCCCCGGCCCCGGCCGCCGGGCAGAACUGGACGCUGACGGAGUACGUGCCGGAGGUGGUGAGCAGCGACUCCUGCAACGGCCCCGGCUUCGACGCGGCCGCAAAGGUGCAGACGAUCCAGGUGCUCGCGCUCAAGAUGGACCCUGCCAUUUGGAAGCGGGCUCCACGGAGGCAAUGUUGCAAAGCGCAGAGCGCGAAGGAGGACGCUUUGCUCGUCAAGAUAUACGAGUGUAAACCCAAUGAGGCAGCUGCAAUGGUAUAGGAAAAUUACCAGCUGUAUCCAUUUGAUUUCGUUCGUUUACUUGUGUGGUACUAGUAGGAAGUGUCCUGUUUUGUCUCGUUUACGCAGCCUCGAUGCGGGCGAACUGCUGAACGAGACCUCUGUGGUCGCAGUAUCAUCGAUUCGUCUGGAAACGAGAAGAUAUACGGAAUAUAUUUAGAAAACUUAUCUAUCCUUUUGUUCUUUUGUCAGAGAAUGUCCAUGUUAUAGCAGCUUCGUUAGA